Molecule: messenger RNA, 561 nt
Organism: Botrytis byssoidea
Lineage: Eukaryota; Fungi; Ascomycota; Leotiomycetes; Helotiales; Sclerotiniaceae
Exons: 3
Coding region: 1-561 (186 amino acids)
Source: RefSeq, a predicted model, not a curated record
AUGGAUACUCCAAGUACCCCCCAAUCACACGCUGCCGCAUCCGCAGCCUCAGCCUCCAAAACCAUCACACCAUCACAAAUCCCCCUCCCCUCUACCCCAACCCCCACCGCAAUCUCAACCCCCAACCCAGCCGCCAAGGUUCCUCUCCCAGAAACGCCCAUCCCAAACACACCAUCCUCUCUCGAAAAACUUAAACUCGCAGCGGAUAUUCCUCUCCCGGAGACGCCGACGCCUGCUGCUGCAAUUUCUGAGAGUAAGGUGAAUGAUGGAUGUUCUGUUACCUCUGAGACUAUCGAGGUUCUCGAGGUUUCUUCUGCAGUUCCCAGCGAUCCCACCUCUCACCUUCUAAGCGAACCUCUCAGUAAAAUUCCCAGCAAACUCACCUCCUCCUUCCUCGAUCACCCCAUCCCAACCCCCGAAAUCUCGCCUCUAAAACUCGCUCCGAAUUCUCAAUCUCCAUCUCGUCUCGCAGAUUUCACAACUUCUUCGAUUCCCCAAGCUGGAUCUAUGGUUUUAGAAGAAAUACCUUCACUAGCGAAGAAUGAGAAAAAGGAGAAGUAG